Paraphaeosphaeria sporulosa is the source of this 348-nucleotide messenger RNA. RefSeq lists its product as uncharacterized. The record is from RefSeq and is a predicted model, not a curated record. The transcript has a single exon. Bases 1 to 348 code for a protein of 115 amino acids. Lineage: Eukaryota; Fungi; Ascomycota; Dothideomycetes; Pleosporales; Didymosphaeriaceae.
AUGGCUUCCGAAUCGACAACUACCACUGGCAUCGCGCUUGCCACGACCCCCCUCGAGACUGCGAGCUCGCACAGCGCCGAAAAUACCACCGCGUCUUUCACCGUACACACGACGCUCGUCACUUCCCUGGUAUCGCCGACCGAGACCCCGCUUCUUUCAGGAAACACCGCCACAACAUCAACUUACGUAGCUGGGCCGAUCGUCGUCUCCCUGGAUGACAUUCCGCCAGGCUGGAUACCCGACGUGCAGCGCACAGAUACCAUAAUAUUUCACAACGAGUUGAUAUUCACGUUGGGAGUGCUUGCAAUGGGAGUCCUGGCUGUUUGGCUGUGGUCCUUGUGCGGGUAA